AUGAGCACGUCAGACGGGCCUGAGCACCCUCGCGAUGCUCCGUACAAUGCCACCAACCAAACCCCAUCGGCUUCUGCAGCGGCUGGACCAUCGACACGGCCAUCACGUGCCUCGAACCGCUCCCGUAGGAAAGAUGUGAUAGACGUACAAGACACCAAACGCGUCCUGGAAUGCUCACAGACAGAACGACAGCGCCGCUUCCAGCAUCUUGUCCGACACUACCUAUCCCAGAUCCUACAUGGCUGUAAAAGUGCCUACUGCGAUACCCCCACGUGCCUCUCAUCCGGCAAGCGCAUCGCGUCCAGACCACACCGUCCACCUACAUUGCUCACGGCCACCGCCCUAGCCCAUUACCUCGCCGGUCAAGACAACCCGAACCGCGGCCUAUGCCCCCACGAGCUCAAGCUCGCGCCUGACUCGUUCGAGAGUACGGAUAGCCGCGCCCAGCAUGCUAGGAUUGACUCCGCCGAGGACUAUAUUGUCUAUCCUUCGGUAUGGCAGCUGGCACAACAGCGUAGGCAACGUCGUGCGGGAGAUAGUGGUCAACAAGAGCUGGACGGCGACUUGAUCAAUGCCCUCAAGCAACGGCAGCAAGCUAGAAAAGACCCAAAGGCUCUUAGUCAGAACUUGAUACCCUACCAUCCCUCGAACGGCACGACUCAAAGACAUCCUCCUUCAGCAGCAUAUCCUACUGCCGUGGAUGGUGCAUCAGAUCUAGCGAUGCUAUCAAUCUCGAAAACAGGAAAGAAAAGCUUCACUAUCGGUGGGACAUACCCGGCUGCUGCGCCCCGCGCGAAGCCAUCAUCAGCAGCAACCGAACUACCUAAGAACACCCUUGUUGAGGAACAUUCAUCAUCCGAUGUACCCGUUAUCCCAACAUUGAAUUGCAAUGUCCUCGAUGAGCUCAAAGACGACGUCCAUCGCUACGGCAAGAGCCACACUACAGACUUCAAUUACGUUGUCGACUUUGAUCGUCGGCGACGUACGCGACGUACAAAACCCCUCGUCAACCGAUCUCUGUUCUAUACCUUGAGUGGCCCAGAAAAGCUACUUGCAUCAUUCCAUGAUACCAACCAAGACUUCAAAGACUCACCCUUAUCUCAUCUCGACUCAUCACGCUUAGCGAACUCUUUUAGAGAUUGGAACCAUCGCAACGGUGCGCUCAUCUUCGAUAGCCUAUGGCUCGCACUGGACGCUUUGUUCGUCUCUCCACCUGAACUCGACGUUCAGAAGAGUCCCCGUCUGAGGCCAUCAAGAAAGGGCGCUUCCAAUAACAGUCCUCCCGACCCGUCCUCCAGUGGUCAUCAAGGUGCCUCGCGCUAUCUCGACACCCAUGAAGCCGCUCACAUCGUUAUGAUAUGCAUACACGCACUCACCUCCCUGGUACCGCUUGGAUGGCCGCACACAUGGGCCCAAAUACGGAAGCUUCGAUCUUGGGGUGUGAUGGUGCCCACUAGUACUCCCAAUACCGACGCCUUUGCGCAUCCCUACAUGGACAUCAUUGACGAGUUGGAGUACGAACCGGCAGUGCGUCUUGCCGAUCGUUUACUUCGGGCUAUCGGAACGCGGACUUGUUUCGAACAUAUACUCGCCAGUUUAGACGUCGCAGAGACGAACCGGGAUGAGUCAGAACAGGUUACACCUUCUGUCGGGCUUGUGGAUGUGAUUAUGCAACAUCUGGAGGUGGUGGAGCGCGUCAGUAUGGCGGCUAAGAUGAAGCUGAACUCGAGCUAUGACCGCGACGGAGAUCCAGGGUGGACUGUGACAGCUACUUUCAUGGAGUGGCUGAGGACUAUCAUCGUCAAGAAAUGGGACAGCAAGGCUGAAAUCAACAAAUGGAGCAGCGUUGGCACAGCCGUGAUGGUUCUCGACAAACUCCACUCGAAGCGGCAAGCUCUACACUUACACUCGAACAUGUUCGAAAUGCCGAUACUCGAUGAGCGCAUUGACACAGUAAACGAGCCUGUCAACUACCUCACAUGGGAGCAUCACCCCAAUACUCUACACGUUUUCGAAUACCCAUGCCUCUUCUCCGCGCAGCAUCUCGUAGCGUACUUCCGUACCAUCAACUUCACUGAGAUGAUGAAGCAGUACGACCAUACUAUGCGCACCCACCAAAUGCAGAAGUCGCUGGAGAUGUUCCUCAAAGAGCCUUAUUGGUGGAUUAUUAAGAGGAAGAUGAAGACUACCCUGAGUGAAUACCUAGUGUUGGAUGUCAGUCGCGAAGAACCUUUGAAAGACACACUUGAUCAGCUGUGGGGUAUGGACAAGAGGAUGUUGCUGAAACCGCUCAAGGUCAAGAUGGGUCACAAUGAAGGAGAAGUUGGUGCGGAUCACGGCGGCGUGACGUACGAAUUCUUCCGCGUCGUUCUGAGUGAGGCAUUCAGGCCGGAGAAUGGUGAGCCUUACUAUACCAUUGCGAAACCUCCCCAACUAAUUUUACCAGGCAUGUUCACGAUCGAUCCACAGACGCACAUGACGUGGUUCCAGCCAGGCAGCUUCGAACCUCCCUGGAAGUUCCAGAUGCUCGGUAUACUAUUCAGUCUUGCCGUCUACAACGGCAUCACCCUACCCGUCACCUUUCCCCUCGCCUUCUACGAGUAUCUGCAAACCAUCGGAAACCCGCGCGUCGAAGGUCCAGCUGACUACGACCCCAUCGACUACAUCAGCGACGGCUGGCCCAGCCUAGCAGAAAGUUUCCGCACCCUCCUAUCCUGGAGCGACGGCGACGUCAGCGACGUCUUCAUGCGCGAGUACGUGUUCAGCUACGAAGCUUUCGGCCAGCCAGUCGACCAAAACCUAGGUGAUAACUUCCCUGCCCUCGCUGAAUCAAACUCCCCUCUCGAAGAACCCGGUCUGGUCACCAACGAAAAUCGUCUACAGUAUGUCAAAGACUACGUCCGCGCCCUGACAUACAGUUCCGUCGCCCCAAACCUCAUCCCUUUCCUGCACGGCUUCCUCACCUGCAUCCACCCAAAGAGCCUCCAACUCUUCACCCCACAGUCCCUCCGCCACCUCAUCGAAGGCACACAACACAUCUCCAUCCCCGACUUGAAACGCUGCGCGAAAUACGAAGACGGCUACACAGCCACACAUUCCAAUAUCCGCAACUUCUGGGAUGUGGUCGAGGGGUACAGCCAAGAAGAAUUACGCCUUCUCCUCGAGUUUGUUACUGCAAGUGACCGUGUCCCUGUUACGGGCUACGAGAGUAUCACGUUUCACAUUGUUAGGAUCAUGGGAAGCCCGGGGAGCUUGCCGAGUAGUAGCACGUGUUUUGGGAAGCUAUAUUUGCCGGACUAUGGCGACAAGGGAUUGUUGGAGAGGAAGUUGGGGUUGGCGAUUCGGAAUUCGAAGGGUUUUGGGAAUGUGUAG
This is a messenger RNA of Alternaria hordeiaustralica, 3372 nucleotides long. RefSeq lists its product as uncharacterized. The record is from RefSeq and is a predicted model, not a curated record. Gene Ontology annotation, biological process: protein polyubiquitination. The transcript is spliced from 4 exons. Lineage: Eukaryota; Fungi; Ascomycota; Dothideomycetes; Pleosporales; Pleosporaceae. The coding region runs from base 1 to 3372 and encodes 1123 amino acids. Gene Ontology annotation, molecular function: ubiquitin protein ligase activity.